CCAAGAUUUCCCGCGUUGAUGAAAUGGAUACUCAACUAAUUCCUUCCUCUUCCCCAACUCCACCAUUUCACAUACUCCACCGCCGUCUCUAUUCCUUUCUUGCAUCCUUCAAUUUCUCUCAUCCAUGGCGAUUUCUCCAUUCCUCUUCCUCUUCCUCUUCCUCUCCUUCUUCCCCUCUUCUCAUUCCCUCAGAGGCUAUUUCAUCGAUUGCGGCUCCACUUCCCCCACCACACUCGACGGUCGCACCUGGAAACCCGACGACGCCUUCGUCUUCAGUGGAAUCAACAAAAACAUCUCCGACCCCGUUCUUGACCCUACCCUUUCCACUGUCCGCUCCUUUCCUAGGGCUCUUAAUCGCAAAUUUUGCUAUGUCGUCGGACCUGUCUUUCGUACCCGGAGGUAUAUGGUUAGAACCACCUACUACUACGGUGGAGUCAAUGGCCUUGAUUCCCCUCCGGUUUUCGAUCAGAUUGUUGAUGGGACUGUUUGGAGCGUGGUGAAUACUACCGAGGAUUAUGAUAGGGGUUUGACGUCGUAUUACGAAGGGGUUUUUGAAGCCAAGGGGAAGUCUAUUAGUGUGUGCAUUGGUUCUAAUACGUAUACGGAUUCUGACCCUUUCAUUUCUGCUUUGGAGGUUGUCUUGUUGGGGGAAUCUCUUUAUAAUACUACUGAUUUCGUUAACCAUGGCUUGCGUUUGGUUGCUAGGCACAGCUUUGAAUACACUGGUACCAACUUACGGUAUCCUGAUGACCAAUUUGAUCGGUUUUGGCAACCAUUUGGGAAUAACAAUUGGAAUGUAACUAAUAGAACUGUGUCUGCCUCUGGUAUAUGGAACCUCCCUCCAUCUAAGAUAUUUGAAACAGAGCUGAGGACUGAUAAGCUGGAACCAUUGGAGUUGAAUUGGCCUCUUAUUUCUCUUCCAGAAACAAAUUUCACAUAUUACAUUGCUCUAUACUUUGCUAAUGAUCAUCCUUCGUCAUCAGAUAACUCAAGGGUGUUUAGCAUAAGUCUGAAUGGUAUAACAUAUUACCGUGAUCUAAAUGCAACUUCGGCAGGUCAUGUUGUUUUUGCAAGUCGGUGGCCUCUUCAUGGUCCAACAAAGAUAACCUUGACUCCCUCUCCUCAGUCAAAACUUGGCCCAUUGAUCAAUGGUGGAGAACUUUUUCACGUUGUGCCCCUUGAAGGAAGAACUCUUGUAAGAGAUGUUAUCAAUCUGGAGAGAGUAAAAAAGAGUCUGAAAAAUCCCCCAACUGAUUGGAUUGGUGAUCCAUGCUUCCCCCAACAAUAUCGCUGGACAGGAAUUACAUGUUCUGAAGGUUCUCGAAUUCGUGUAAUUACCUUAAACCUUACGAGUAUGGACAUUUCAGGAUCCUUAUCACCUAGCAUUGCCAACCUUACUGCAUUGUCUGGACUCUGGCUUGGAAACAACAGUUUGUCUGGACCUAUUCCUGAUCUCAGUACCCUGAAGUUGUUGGAAAUAGUGCACUUGGAAGAUAAUAAUUUCAGUGGAGAGAUUCCAUCAUCACUUGGAAAUCUGCCUCGCUUGCAGGAACUGUUCUUAUACAAUAAUAAUCUGACUGGUGAAGUUCCUCAAAGCCUUACAAAUAAUGAAAGACUGGAUCUUAGGAUUUUUCCAGGAAACCAUCUACUGGGGCCGCCACCUUCUUCUUAGCAUUUUUUUUUUUUCGGUUUUGUUUUUUUUCCCUUCUCCUGAAAGAUAAUUGUAAAGCUAAUUGUUUGCUCGUGUAUAGUUUUUGGGAAAGAACAGUUGAAACAUUUUUCCCUGUAAGUUCUUCAAGGAAACUGGCCUACCCAUUGUGGAAUAGAAAUUUGUGCGAUAGCCUUCUUUGUUGUAAA
Molecule: messenger RNA, 1857 nt
Organism: Benincasa hispida (wax gourd)
Lineage: Eukaryota; Viridiplantae; Streptophyta; Magnoliopsida; Cucurbitales; Cucurbitaceae
Product: Leucine-rich repeat (LRR) family protein
Molecular function (GO): protein binding
Source: RefSeq, a predicted model, not a curated record